CACUUUAAGAAAAGGAUCUAUAAGAUCCUUUACUGUGAAAAGCAUACCCUUCACUUAGUGAGACUAAAAACCUUAUUAUGUAUUUUCCUUUAAAACUUUUAAGGCAACAAACUUGCCAUGGUUUCUUGGGUUGUUAGGCUAUAUGUCUCAGUUUUCUCUAAAAGUCAGCUGUGGAAGUGGUCACAUAGUUUUGUGAUUAAAGUUUUGAGUAUAAAGCUAAGAAAAAAUAGUGUUUAGUUUUAAUGUGGAUUAAAAUGAGAAUCUUUAAAUUAUAAACCAAAAUUUGUAAGUUAUAUCACUAAAAUUGGAACAAUAGGACCUACCAUGAUUUUGAUGCAAUUUUUUUAAAAAAGGGACUUUCCAAAUACCAAUUUUUUUCCUCUGGUUCAUUUUAAGAGCUGUAAAUUGAUUGUGGCUUUGGGAUGACUGUUUAUUAUUUCUAAAUUUUCCUGUGUGUGACAUUUUCCUUUUGAUCAUACUUGAUUGCCUUAAAAUUCUUCUUGGUCCCUCAGUUUUCUUCAAAGUUUCUCUUUGUCUUGGGUGCUCUUUUUCGCCUUCUCAUGACAAAACUUGGUAUCCUUUGUUUUUCCUUUUAUUUAUUUAAUAUGCUUGGAUAGGAUUCUCUGAAGUACUAACCUUGCAAGGAUGAAUAAAUUAGUUUUACUUUAUUGAAUGCUGCUGCCACUACUUUCCUGUUUCUACAGUUUACUCCAAAAUCUAGCCUUAGCAUAGAAUUCUUAGGUGAAAGAUGACAGAGAUCAAUGGAGGUGAUAAAGUGUAGAACCCCAGGACUAGUGAUGGAAGAUCAUCAAAAGUUUUCCUCUUUGCUCUAAAGAGUCAGAAUGUUUUAUAGAUGCUUGAUAACUUCUUAGAGAGCACACUAACCUCAGUCUCUGUAGCUGUUCUCUUCUCACUGCUUUUCAAAGGUUGUAUGAUUUGCCAUGUCACAAAAGAUUUUUCAGAAAAAUGAGCUUCAUCACCAUUUUUGCCGUGUAACACUAAAUUUGACAAUACUCUUUGCUUUAAUUCUACAUAUAUAUGUAUUAUAUAUUUGUUAUACAUAUAUCUCUCACAACCUAAUAGAAAACCAUAAACUAAUUAGUCUUACAAGUUCAGCUUAUCUUUUAAAUACUAUUUGUUCUUCUAGAUUGUAGCUCCAAUAUUGAUUCUUAAAAUUACUGUUAAAAUUUAUUUACUUACUGGGGCUUCCCUGGUGGUGCAGUGGUUAAGACUCCGUGCUCCCAAUGCAGGGGGCCCAGGUUCUAUCCCUGGUCAGGGAAAUAGGCCCCACAUGCAUGCUGCAACUAAGGAGCCCAUGUGCCUCAACUAAGCCGGCAAGCUGCAACUAAGGAGCCUGCAAGCCGCAACCAAGGAGCCCGUGAGCCGCAACUAAGGAGCCCACCUGCUGCAACUAAGACCUGGCACAUCCAAGAGAUGUGAUGGAGCUGCUUGAAGAAGAUCUCACGUGCCCAAUUUGUUGCAGUCUGUUUGACGAUCCUCGAGUUUUGCCUUGCUCGCACAACUUUUGCAAAAAAUGCUUAGAAGGGAUCUUAGAGGGGAACGUGCGGAAUUCAUUGUGGAGAUCAUCUCCAUUCAAGUGCCCCACAUGCCGCAAGGAAACUUCAGCCACCGGGGUCAGUAGCCUGCAGGUUAAUUACUCCCUGAAGGGUAUUGUGGAAAAGUAUAACAAGAUAAAGAUCUCUCCCAAAAUGCCAGUGUGCAAAGGACACUUGGGGCAGCCUCUCAACAUUUUCUGCCUGACUGAUAUGCAGCUGAUUUGUGGGAUCUGUGCUACUCGUGGUGACCACACCAAGCAUGUCUUCUGUUCUAUCGAAGAUGCCUAUGCUCAGGAAAGGGAUGCCUUUGAGUCCCUCUUCCAGAGCUUUGAGACCUGGCGUCGGGGAGAUGCUCUUUCUCGCUUGGAUACCUUGGAAACUAGCAAAAGGAAAUCUCUACAGUUGCUGACUAAAGAUUCAGAUAAAGUGAAGGAGUUUUUUGAGAAGUUACAACACACAUUAGAUCAAAAGAAGAAUGAAAUCCUUUCUGACUUUGAGACCAUGAAACUUGCAGUUAUGCAGGCCUAUGACCCAGAGAUCAACAAACUCAACACCAUCUUGCAGGAACAACGAAUGGCCUUUAACAUUGCUGAAGCUUUCAAAGAUGUGUCAGAACCCAUCAUAUUUCUGCAACAGAUGCAGGAGUUCAGGGAGAAAAUAAAAGUCAUCAAGGAAACUCCUUUGCCUCCCUCUAAUUUGCCCUCAAGCCCUUUAAUGAAGAACUUUGAUACCAGUCAGUGGGAAGACAUAAAACUAGUAGAUGUGGAUAAACUUUCUUUGCCUCAAGACACUGGCACAUUCAUUAGCAAGAUUCCUUGGAGCUUUUAUCUGUUAUUUGUGGUCAUCUUUCUGCUUGGACUUCUCAUUUUCUUCAGUCCUACCAUAUUCCUAGAAUGGUCUUUAUUUGAUGAAAUCACAACUUGGAAAGACAAUCUUUCAAACUUUAGUUCCUACCUGACUAAAUCAGCUGAUUUUGUAGAACAAUCAGUUUUCUACUGGGAACAGUUGGCAGAUGGGUUUUUCAUUUUCAGUGAAAGGUUAAAGAAUUUUACUUUGGUGGUGCUGAACAAUGUGGCAGAAUUUGUGUGCAAAUAUAAACUGUUAUAAAAUCUGUUUAAAGUACGUAGUUCUGUGUCUUUUGUUAGAAAUUUGUCAGAAUACAGAGUGGUAGUUCAGAUUUGGUCAAGAUUCCAGUCAGAUAUUUUCCUCCACAAGUAUUCCUUUCAAAAACAAUGUCCUACACAUGUUGUUGAAAUUAGGUAGUAUAAAGAUAAAAGUGAAAUUUAAUAGUGUAGUCCUGAACCCUCUUUUCUUUUUAAAGUGCUUUUGAAAUAAGCAUCCUACCCCUAAUACUGGUUGUGUUUAUGCCAUGAAAAAAGGGGAUGUGAGAGAGUACAUGAUUUAAUAUUGAUGAGGUAGUGUAAUAAUGAUUGUUCUUAAGCAUGUAAUAAAGACUACUCUUGUAAAGC
Kogia breviceps (pygmy sperm whale) is the source of this 3025-nucleotide messenger RNA. The record is from RefSeq and is a predicted model, not a curated record. NCBI's taxonomy places the organism in Eukaryota, Metazoa, Chordata, Mammalia, Artiodactyla, Physeteridae.